This is a messenger RNA of Dermacentor albipictus, 3323 nucleotides long. Its product is annotated as calcium-activated chloride channel regulator 1-like. The record is from RefSeq and is a predicted model, not a curated record. Lineage: Eukaryota; Metazoa; Arthropoda; Arachnida; Ixodida; Ixodidae.
UGAUAUCCUCCACAUGGCUCCAUCAUUCUGCUGGUAACCGACGGCGAGGAGAACCGGACGCCUUAUGUGGCGAUCGUCAUGCAAAACCUCGUGAAGUCCCUCGUCGAAGUAAGCACAUUUGCGAUUGGAAGAGAAGCUGAUGAAAAACUUGAAGUUUUGGCAGCUGCAACGAAGGGUAAAUCGUUCUGUGUCCCGGACGGCCAACCAUUUAAUGGCGUCAACAUGGGCGCGGCGUUUGUGACAGCCAGUGCAUCCGAAGUGGAACCCCAAUGGCCCGUUACGGUUUUCCAAAUUGAAAGCAACUUCAGCACGGGGAUGAUGCAGAAUUUCACCAUUCAUGCCAGUUUCGCAAAGGACACAAUCAUCUCCAUUCGACUUGCUGGUUCAGCGAAACGAUCACUGAAAGUAGAGCUUACGGACCCUAGUGGACAGAAAUACGCUGUUUGUAAGGGUGUUCCCUACGGUGACACAACGAGGAUAGCCCUACCGGAGCCCGUAAUGACGGGUACUUGGAUGCUUCACCUAAAGAGAAACAGUACCGAUGAUGUCAAGGCCAGCGUGAGGGUGUUGUCACAACCUUCUGACAAUACUGAACCCAUCAGAACCAGUGCCCGAUUGAUUGACGUGUUGGGUAGACAACCCUCUCGGUCUGUCGUCAUUGUUGACAUCACAAAAGGGAAGAAGGUCGUCUUGAAUGCAAGUGUUACUGCCAAGAUAACUGACUGGCUUGGAGCAACCACUACCCUAACACCUCGUGACAAUGGCCAAGACCCAGAUGUGUACGCAGAUGACGGGAAGUACUCCGAUUACUACGCCGACUUUAUUGGAAGUGGAUGGUACAUCUUGGAGGCAUACGUGAGUGGUCACAACGUUAACGCAUCCUGCAGGACGGCAUGUUCUGCAAGCUCCAAUAAGCCCCUCAUUAUGAAGCAGGAUACCACCGCAUCACCUGCAGGGCCCUGCAAAGUGCCCCAUGAGUAUCCCAAAGAGUGUUGCGAACUGUCCCAUAGGUAUCCCAAAAAGUGCUUCCCUUCCUACAACGGCACCUUCAAGUACAAACCACAGCGGCAAGAAGAGACAAUCAACGGCACUUCGUAUAUUGCUGUCGAUGGAGGAACAUUCUAUGUCGACCACAAUAUCACCGAAAGCAUGUAUCCGCCAUUGAAACCUUGGAAAUUUCGAGUCUGCUGUGCGAGACCAGGAAACAAUGGCACUCUUCUCGUUGAGAUGAGCUGGAAUUGGGCGGGUGCACACCUGAACUCUGGAAAAGCGUCAUCAAUCGAUAUCCGUGUGAGUAAGACGUCAGCAAGUCUCGAGGAAAACUUCGAGUUACAAAAGAAGAUUGAUUCAACCCAUUUGGUUAAGGGAACCUUAGAACCUGGUGAAGCAUUCGAGCUUAACGAAGUUACCGUAUCGCUUUCUCGUGACUGGGCAGAAGUUACAGAAAAAUAUACAAGGUGGCAAGUUAAGUUUGCUGCUAGAACGACGAACUCCCUUAACGUGACUUUCGAGCUGUCAGAUGUAGCAGAGUUGGACUACUUUGACGAGAAAAAGCACACAUCAGAGCCCACAAGGCAUACAUCCGCAGAAGGUACCACAACAUCGACAGCUGGAAGCACAGCCACGUACACGUCAAAGGCGCCAAGAAAGGAUCCCCCGGAAUACACGGAAGCUGACAAGGGCAAUGAAUCUACAGGCGGACACAGCGCCGAAGACAGCAGUGAUGGCACAUCGACAUCUGCAAUGCCUUUGGUUCUGGCUCUUAUUGUUGCUGCAGUGGUGAUCGUUUCUGCCGGACUAUGGGCGCUUAAAAAGAUCAAGGAUGAACGCGAAGACGUGGUGCAAAAAGUGGCUUCUAUUGAAUUGACAGCCACAAGUGUGUCAGGGCAGUAGAGUUGAAAGCUUUGGAAGUUAAUGAACUUCACUCAAGACGAGACAUCAGGUAUUGUUUUCAGGCUCGCAUGUUCUUGCUGAGCCUGUUGUUUCACCGAAGAUAUUCAACUAAUUCGUAAUAUUACCACACUGCACGUGAAAUUUAUUGAAAACUCGCUGCUUCUGGUGCACCUGAGGAUCAGCGCAAAAAUAUUUAUUUCAGCAACUCCGUAAUAUACUUAUUCAAAUAGCGACAAAUGUUACAACUGCUGGAUUGAGAAUGUUGCUUGAAAAUUAUGCCUUUGGCAGCAUCCCUUAGAGAUGUUUCAUAAUAUGCUUCUCUCAGUUCCGCCACAAUAUGCACUGAGGUCGAGUUACUGUACGCUUAAACCACAGCGCGAUCGAAGGACAGUGCAUGCAAAAUCAAUGCGCCUUGUGCGACAAUCUAGAAAGUUGAAGAAAAGGGGGUCCACCGAGGGGCCCGAUUUUUUUUUUAUUAGUCGUAAGGAGCCAACAAAAAUAGAGCAUCGCUAGCGAAAUGCGAAGGUUGUGGGAUCGUUUCCCACCUGCGUCAAGUUGUUUUUUCAUCCACUUUCAUUUCCAUUAUUUCAUCUUUUCUUUAUUCAUUUAUUAGGCACAAGUAAUUUCCCCUAUGUUGUCUUUGGUGGGAGUGUUUGUUGGCUUGUUAUGAUAAAUCUAGAAAGGUGGCAUUGCUUAAGCAAGGACGGUGUUCAAUUCUGUAUAUAAUUCUUAACAUGUUUUACCAACAAAGACUUGCAGUGAACGAGUUGCCAAUUUAAUCAUUGAAUCAAUAAAAAAAAAGUUAACGCGCGAUAGCAAGCGAACAAGAAUGGGCAGCGGUUGCAGGAUGUAUGGUGGUUGCAAGGGGAAUCUGGAAAGGGAGCUGCAGGAUUACAACAAAGGUGAGAAUACCAGGCUUUAAGUAUUUCUUUCAUAUGCAUUGGUAAGGUGGCGCUUUCCGUAUGAAGUGGUUCCCGGCGCACGCCGGCGAGUGUGCAUCCUCACCGAACCACAACGAGACUGCCCAUUCGGCGGCGCGAGCGCUUACCUUCCGCGCCCCCGAGAGUGACCGUUCCGUGUGGUGGUUCGAAACCAAGGACAGAUUGACUAGUUAUGCCGAAGUAACCAAGUGUUACCGCUUAGCUCGACGGACGAUGCCGCCUCCCCACCCGGCACUCAGUCGGGAGGAGGCCAUCAUCCUAAGACAAAUGCAGACCGCGUCACUCCUUGCCCCCACAAUGCUGCACGUGCUUCACCCAGAGCUCUAUCCGAGUGGGCUGUGUGGUGUUUGUGCAGCGGGUCCGGCGGACCAAUGGCACAUCAUGUGGGACUGUGCCAGGUUCCCGACGGCAGCUACCUCCAGGACUUACCCGCCAGAACUUCAAAGUGCGCUGCAGUCUACAGACAAGGACUCACUAUGGGCCGUCCAG